Molecule: messenger RNA, 381 nt
Organism: Moesziomyces aphidis
Lineage: Eukaryota; Fungi; Basidiomycota; Ustilaginomycetes; Ustilaginales; Ustilaginaceae
Source: the annotation of a GenBank genome assembly
AUGUCUGCUCCCAACCCCAAGGCCUUCCCGCUGGCCGACGCCACGCUCACCAACCAGAUCCUCGACCUCAUCCAGCAGGCUUCGCACUACAAGCAGCUCAAGAAGGGUGCCAACGAGGCCACCAAGACGCUCAACCGCGGCAUCUGCGAGUUCAUCGUGAUGGCCGCCGACGUCGAGCCCAUCGAGAUCGUCCUCCACCUGCCCCUCCUCUGCGAGGACAAGAACGUCCCUUACGUCUUUGUCCCCUCCAAGACCGCCCUCGGCAGGGCCUGCGGCGUCUCCCGCCCCGUCGUCUCGGCUUCUGUCACCACCAACGAGGCCCGCGAGCUCCAGAGCCAGAUCCAGACCGUCAAGCUCGCCAUCGAACGCUUCCUCAUCUAA